Selaginella moellendorffii is the source of this 1593-nucleotide messenger RNA. RefSeq lists its product as uncharacterized. Bases 33 to 860 code for a protein of 275 amino acids. The record is from RefSeq and is a predicted model, not a curated record. NCBI's taxonomy places the organism in Eukaryota, Viridiplantae, Streptophyta, Lycopodiopsida, Selaginellales, Selaginellaceae. Gene Ontology annotation, molecular function: acyltransferase activity, transferring groups other than amino-acyl groups. The transcript is spliced from 7 exons.
CCUGGAGAAAUUUUGAGAAGAGGAUCUUGGCUAUGGCGCUUGCCGCCGCCUGCCACGCAUCCAUCCCUCCUCUGUGGAAUCCUCGAUCCGCCGCUCCAAAUCUCCUUCCGCCGUUCUCGAGGAUCGUGAUCAGCACCAGGGCUUCCAUUCCCGCGCAUUCUUCACAGGUUCUUCGCGAUCUCGCCAGCGGCGGGCUAGAGGAGCUCCUCCUCGUCCGGCAGGCUUGUGAAUCGGAGCUCUCGGCGGCCGCAUUCUUGCGCGCAAGGUCAUUCUACAGCUAUCCCGAGGGACGCUCCAUCGCAGCACAAGAAGCACACCAAAAGUAUAUGGCCUCCCUCGAAUUUAAGACUCUUUCCUCCAAGAUCGCUGGAACCGAGGAUGGUUUCGGUCGUGUGGCGUGCGUAGUCGCGCUACUUCCACUCAAAGAUUUUCCUCCUUCCACAGACGAGAUUCGCAAAGCUUGCAAGGUGACUGUUGCUGGCCAAGAUCUCCUUGUUGUUGGCACACUUGAUGUGAAUCGAGGUCGACUAAUACCCGGUGAGAUAUCUGGCUCUCGACCAAAGGACUCUGAUCCAGCAUACAAGCGUGCCUACAUUUCAAACUUCUGCGUCGCUCAAGAAGCACGUCGAAAGGGUGUAGGCACGGCUCUAGUUCGCGAAGCAAAACGGACUGCCAGAGAAUGGGGUGUGAGUGAUCUUUACGUUCACGUUGUGACAUCCAACGAGCCGGCUUUCAAACUUUACACGAAGUCUGGCUUUGUUUUCGAAGCCGAGGAGACUCCAGCGGAAUCACACCUUCUUGGUCGACCUCGAAGAAAGCUUCUGUGGUUUGAUCUUGCAGGUCUGGAGUUCGAAUCGUGAGGGUGCGAGGGCUAUCGCUUGCGAUGACUAUGGCGAUGGCUUGGCCGGGAGUGGGCAUUCAGCCGUGCGGACCUUCUCAGGUGAAUUUGGGUUGCUUUUCUACUCAGAGAGGAAGCUUAGUGCUAUCAAGAAGGCAACGGAGGAUGCUUUCCUUGAGAGCUUCAGCCUCGGACGACGCUGCUCCCUUAGAAGAAAACGCUGAAACUCCCAAGGCUGUGGGAGAUGAAGAAGACUCGAAGGAUGCCCAAGAAGAGACUCCCGAGCCCACGAGCAGCGUUUACUCGGACAAUCUAUCCAAGAAAGAUAAGCUGGCUAUAAGGUCCGCAGGCAAGCAGAUAUUGUCGCUACGAUUUCUUUGGAUGGAGAAGAACAUUGGAAUUGCCUUGGAUCAAGUUGUGCCGGGCCAUGGUACAAUUCCACUGUCGCCGUUUUACUUCUGGCCCAAGAAGGAUGCGUGGGAGGAGCUCAAAGCCAAGCUCGAGAGCAAGCCGUGGAUCUCACGAAGGCGUACAAUUAUCCUUCUCAACCAGGCCACCGAUAUCAUCAACCUUUGGCAGCAGAAGGCUUCGAGCUUCUAGAAGUAGAGGGCCAUUUCAUUUUUCCCACUUAAAAGCAAAACCUCUUAUGUCAAGUGAUUGGAAAUGUGGCAAAACUGAGUGGUGAGAGAGAUCAACCAAGUGCUUCAACUCCUCAUAGUAUAAAUUUUACGCUCUCAAAGAAGAUUGCAUCAGUA